UUCAAACCUAACGUUGGUUUCCAAUUUUUAGGCUGUAAUCCAACACCCACUUACCUGAGAGUAAGCCCUACUGAAUACAAUAGGACUUCUUUCUGUGUAGGUAUGCAUAGGAUUGCCCUUUUAAGUGGGGACAGCAUUCUAUUGUAACUGUUCAUGUUAUGGGCGAAAUAUGUCACUCAGGAUAUCACCAGUUAUAUGAAUAAAUACACAGAACUCCCUAACUUUUAAAGGGGAUAGUCUUUCCUUUCUAAUAUCUAGGCAGCAAAGGUACUGAGAUGUAAUAAUAAUAGCAACAACAAUAGCAGCAGCAGUACUCCUGAUUAUGUGAACCAAGUGCAGUGCAAAUAAGUGAAAAGCGCUCAGUUAUUAGCACAGGUAGGUGCUGGUUUUGAGAGGCACGUAUCCUUCAGGUAGGAUUAGACUGCAGUGCUAUGCACACUUACUUGGAGGCAAGCUCCACUGAACCUAGAGGGGCUUACUUCUGAGUAAACAUGCAUAUAAUGGGAAGAAAGCAGGGAGGGAAAGGCGGAACGGAAAAAGAGGAGCAGGCGUUUGAGUUUAAAUUAGGAUGGACUCUCUGGUGCGGCACCUUUUCUGACACCAACACAAUAAAGGCAUUGGGGUUAUAAUUUAUUAUCACAGCAGCAAUUACCACCAGUAGUCAUAAUAAUGGCAAUGUUUUAAUACACAAAAGCGCACCAGCGUGGAAGGAGGCAAACGGGACUGUAUUAGGGGGAAAUGUUACCUUCAGAAAUAAUAAGAUUUAAAAAGAGAAAUAAAGAUUCCGAAAGGACACUUUUGGGGAGUGUAGCCAUGGAAGUAUUUUAUUUCUGUAAAAGGUGAGCACGGAAUCAGAGCGCGUUACUCUUUCUUUUAUUUAUUUUUUUAAAAAAUCUGGGUGAGCUUAUCCUCCAUGCCGGCUAACUCUUCGUUUGCCCAGUAGGUGGCGCAGUCCGCCAACAAGGAGCCACCUCUGCUUUCUGAUUCCUCCCCCCUUCUUUCCUCCCCCUUUUGGAAGCCGCGCAUUGACAUGGGCCUAACGAUUCUCGGAUCGUCAUUAUUUGUAACCAUAGAGCAUGAAUUGCCUCUUGAGGUCAUCAGUGAGAAUUUACGACUGGUCAACAAAAGCACGUGAUUCCCAAACGCACCCCCCACCCCACCCCCAUAUUUGGCCGCAUACAUAGCAAAAACGAAGUACAGUGCAUCGCUAUAAUUCAUUAAUACAUCAUAAAUCCUCAAGCACAGGGGUUAUAACGACCACGAGCCCCACAAAUCAAGCCCUCCAAAAUACAACCCAAAUGAGUUCUUACUUUGUAAACUCGUUCUCAGGACGCUAUCCUAAUGCCCCAGACUAUCAGCUGUUAAAUUAUGGGACCGGCAGUUCCAUGAACGGAUCUUAUAGAGAUCCAGGCAACAUGCACGCCGGCUCUUAUGGUGGAUACAACUACAAUGGGAUGGAUCUGAGCAUCAGCCGUUCAACCUCCUCCUCCAGCCACUUUGCAACGGUUGGGGAGAGCUCCCGCGCCUUCCCUGCCCAAGCCGCGCCGGAGAGCAGGUUCAGACAGGCGUCGAGCUGCUCCUUGUCCUCUCCCGAGUCCCUCCCUUGCACCAGCACCAGCAGCAGCACCAGCAACAACAACAACAACAACAACGGCGGCGGAGGAGGAGGCGGCGGCGGCAGCGGCAGCAGCAACGGCGAGAGCCAUGGAGGCAAAGCAGCCGCGUCUUCCCCCGCCGACCAGGCAGCCUCGGUCGGCACGGCCAACGCCACCAGUUUCACAGAGAUAGACGAAACCAGCGCGUCCUCGGGAACCGAAGAGAGCGGCUCCCAAGUCAACAGCAACGGCGUCAGAGCUCAGGCAGAGCCCAUCGCCACGUCCACGCCAGCCACAGAAGGACAGAGCCCGCAGAUAUUCCCCUGGAUGCGAAAACUUCAUAUUAGCCAUGAUAUGACUGGACCGGAUGGUAAACGAGCGCGGACGGCGUACACUCGCUACCAGACCCUGGAACUGGAGAAGGAGUUUCACUUUAAUCGCUACCUCACCCGCAGAAGGCGAAUAGAAAUAGCCCACGCUUUGUGUCUCUCCGAAAGACAGAUAAAAAUCUGGUUCCAAAACAGGCGAAUGAAGUGGAAGAAAGAUAACAAACUCAAAAGUAUGAGUUUAGCGUCUGGUGGCAGCGCAUUCCAGCCUUAAAUUAUAUCAAGGGGGGAAUAGUAAGAAAUAGAAGUGUGGGGCGGGGGGGGGGGAGAAGUAAAGAAAGAAAGUGAGAAAGUUUAAAACUAAAACUAAAAAAAAAGCAACAGCCAGUCUUUUUUUUUUUUUAAGUUUGGAGUACUGUAAAGUGAAGCACUUUCCAUUCAGCAUGCUGUUGGUUGAUUUAUUAUAAUUAUUGUUAUUAAACAACUUCGGUGGUACUAUUAUUCCAGGACUGUGUCCUUUGCUACGAUUUCCCCCCUCUAAAUUAAAGUAAAUAAAAUAAAGUUAUUUCCAGAGGCUUCUUUAAUGCUUUAGGUGUUCUAAAUGUUUGUGUCUGUGCUAUAAAUGACGCUUUCUGGAAAAAGCUAGCAUGUUUUUUUGUUUUUUGUUUUUUAACGUGCUCUUUAAAUGUUAUAACUUAUUUAUAAACCACUGCGGAGAAGGAAAGAUGGCUCCUUUAAAAAGUUUAGGCUUUGGGAGGAGAGCUUUCCUCCUUUCCUUCUUCUCCAGUCGGGCUAUCCUGUACUUCAAUGUCAGAGGAAAAAAAUUAAAAACAUCAACCACAACAAACUUUUUUUAAAAAAAGAAAAAAAAUUACAGUAUAUCUAUAUAUAUAAGCUCAUGUAUCUUUCUGUCUUUGGAAUUGUCAAGUCUGUGAUUUGGUUCAUAUUUCCUGGCCUUGUUUUGAUCCUAGGCCAGUUCUGAAACUUUUUUUUUUAAAUAAAUGUGAGUGAAGUUCACUUAAAAAGGGUAUACGAUUGGACCAACCAUAGUAUGUUGAAAAUGUUUGUAAAUACUAGAAAUACUUCUGCAGUGACUAAUAGGAAGUUUUAGUGUGCAGGGUGAAUUCAGUGUUCUGUGUGUCUGAAAUGGCAUUUGUCAUGUUAGCUGCCUGUUCCCAUCUUCGCCAAGAAGCUUUUCGUAUCCGUUUGUAGCCUUAACUUGAAGUCAAAUAAACGUUUCUCCUGACCAGAAAAAAACACA
Molecule: messenger RNA, 3182 nt
Organism: Podarcis raffonei (Aeolian wall lizard)
Lineage: Eukaryota; Metazoa; Chordata; Lepidosauria; Squamata; Lacertidae
Gene: HOXB5
Product: homeobox B5
Exons: 2
Coding region: 1299-2195 (298 amino acids)
Biological process (GO): regulation of transcription by RNA polymerase II; anterior/posterior pattern specification
Cellular component (GO): nucleus
Molecular function (GO): DNA-binding transcription factor activity, RNA polymerase II-specific; RNA polymerase II cis-regulatory region sequence-specific DNA binding
Source: RefSeq, a predicted model, not a curated record